Messenger RNA from Phyllostomus discolor (pale spear-nosed bat), 1515 nucleotides. RefSeq names its product olfactory receptor 2D2. The record is from RefSeq and is a predicted model, not a curated record. NCBI's taxonomy places the organism in Eukaryota, Metazoa, Chordata, Mammalia, Chiroptera, Phyllostomidae. The transcript has a single exon. Bases 524 to 1459 code for a protein of 311 amino acids. Gene Ontology annotation, biological process: G protein-coupled receptor signaling pathway. Gene Ontology annotation, molecular function: olfactory receptor activity; G protein-coupled receptor activity. Gene Ontology annotation, cellular component: membrane.
CUGUUUAGACAAAAGUCAGUUCCAUUUGAUUUUUCAUACCUUUGUGACUACCCUUUCAAGAAAUAGACAGCAGAAACAGUUGGAUGUCCAAAGAAUGAAAAACAUCUGCACCUACAUGAGAUGUGACAGGUGUGGCAAGAGCAGCAUAAGACUCAAGGUUUUAGUUAAAAAUAAGGUAAAAUUAAAUAGCAUGCCCUUAUAUGUGAAUUCAAUCUAUCUUUUUAUUAGUAGAUAUGGAAUAUUACACAUAAAGAAGAUAAUGGUUUGAUCUGUUCUACACCUGCCAGAGGACAUUAGAAAUGAAUGUACCAUUUUAUAAAGAUUUAACUUUUGAAAACUUGAAAAUAUUCCAACUAAAGCAACAUGAUCAUCUUCUAAAAACCUUAUAAAGAAGAUUCUUGAAAUGGUUGGUAGUGAGUGGAGGCAAUUCCUAAGCCCUCCAAGUCUGAAUUGUAUAAUUUCUUAGGUUAUGCACAGCUAUGUUUAGCAUGCAGUGACUUUCUACUGAAAAAGGAGACAAAUCAUGAGAGAGACCAAUCAGACACAGGUGACAGAAUUCUUCCUUCUGGGACUCUCUGACAACCCACACACUCAGCAGCUACUAUUCAUCUUGUUCCUGGGUGUUUACCUUGUCACUGUGGUUGGAAAUCUGGUUCUUGUCUCCCUUGUAGUGGUUGACUCCCUGCUUCACACACCUAUGUAUUUCUUUCUCUGCAAUUUAUCUCUGGCUGACCUCUGUUUCUCUACCAACAUCGUUCCUCAGGUCCUUGUCCACCUGCUAUCCAAAAAGAAAGUCAUUUCAUUCACACGUUGUGCAGCCCAGCUUCUACUCUUCCUUAUUUUGGGGGGUACACAGUGUGCUCUUUUGGCAGUGAUGUCUUAUGAUCGGUAUGCAGCCAUCUGUAACCCGUUGCAUUACCCCAGCAUCAUGACUUGGAGGGUGUGUUUCCAGUUGGCUGUGGGAUCAUGGACCAGUGGCAUUCUCGUGUCUGUGGUAGAUACCUCCUUCACACUAAGACUACCCUACAGAGGCAGCAAUAGUAUUGAACAUUUCUUUUGUGAGGCACCUGCACUUUUGAGCCUGGCAUCCACAGACACCUGGACUUCAGAGAUGGCCAUUUUCCUCAUAGGGGUUGUGAUUCUUCUCAUACCUGUUUCCCUAAUCCUGGUAUCCUAUGGCCACAUCAUAGUGACUGUGGUCAGGAUGAAGUCAGCUGCAGGACGACUCAAGGCAUUCUCUACCUGUGGCUCCCACCUCGUGGUGGUCAUUCUUUUCUAUGGAUCAGGAAUUGUAAAUUACAUGACACCAAAGUCCUCAAAAGGACAGAAAAAACUGCUGUCUGUGUUCUACACAAUGGUGACCCCGAUGCUUAAUCCCCUCAUUUACAGCCUGAGGAACAAGGACGUGAAAGGGGCUGUGAGGAAAGUGGCUGCAAGGAUUUUUCCAUGCAGGCUCUGAAAUUGUCACUGAGGGUGAGCCUCACCUGGCUCUCUACUUCUAAGAUUUACUGAGUA